This is a messenger RNA of Prunus avium (sweet cherry), 4680 nucleotides long. It is a transcript of the gene CRS1, whose product is annotated as maize chloroplast splicing factor-like protein. Lineage: Eukaryota; Viridiplantae; Streptophyta; Magnoliopsida; Rosales; Rosaceae. Gene Ontology annotation, biological process: RNA splicing, via transesterification reactions. The record is from RefSeq and is a predicted model, not a curated record. Gene Ontology annotation, molecular function: mRNA binding.
GUCCGCAUCUCCGGUGCAAAUAGAAGCUGCCAAACCCAAAAUGCAAACCGUCUCAAAAUAUCCAACUCUUCUCUUUCUGUUAUCCCAUGAUCAAACCAUCACCAGUUCUUGGAGAAAAACCAAGAUAAGAAACUGAGAGAGACUUCAUCCUCACUUCACUCUUCCCUGUCCUCCACAGUCCCUCAGAAGCAAAUUAUGCCUGCCACUCUCUUUCUCACUCCUCUUUCCACUCUACUAAACACUACCCAUCAUCUUCCCUCUCACUCUAACCCACCAUUCCAUUCAUACAAUCCCAUCUCAUCUGCCUUAAACUCAAAACCCCCACAAAACCCCAAACCAACUAACCUAAUUCCCUCAAAAUCUCCCAAUUCUCUCUCACUCAGCUCCACCACAACAAACCCGAAUUCGAAGGCUCAAUCAGAGCCUAAUUCAAGCUCUGAUGCUUGUAUUAAGGCGCCCACAGCUCCAUGGAUGAAGGGUCCUCUUCUUCUUCAACCACAUGAAGUCAUUGAUUUCUCAAAACCCAGAAACAAGAAGACCCACAACAAUGCCAAAGCCGAAAAGCCCGAUACUGUGCUGGCUGGGAAGUUAGUUGGCAUUAGAGGCGAUAAAGCAAUCAAGCAAAUUGUCCAAAGCAUUGAAAGGCUUGGACCAAACCAGAAAACAGAUGAAGCCCAGAAAGGUUUUGGGGAAUUUAGAAUUUGGGAUUCUUUGGAGGGACUUGGACAAAAUGAAAAAUCGGAUGAAACCCACAACGAUUUUGUGGAGUUUGGAAUUGAUGGUUGCUUGGAGGGACUUGGAAAAGCUGCGGAUUCGAGAUUUGGCGGGAAAAUGCCGUGGGAGAGGGAUGAAAGGAUCGUCUUUCAGAAAAUAAAGAAGAAAAGGGUGGCAAGUGCAGCCGAACUGAGCCUCGAGAAAGAGUUGCUUGAGAGGUUGAGAGGUGAGGCUGCAAAGAUGAGGAAAUGGGUGAAGGUCAAGAAAGCUGGGGUUACUCAAGCCGUUGUGGAUGAUAUAAAGUUCAUUUGGAAAACAAAUGAACUUGCCAUGGUCAAAUUUGAUGUGCCUCUCUGCCGGAAUAUGCAUAGAGCUCAAGAAAUAGUUGAGACCAAGACUGGAGGCAUGGUUGUUUGGAGAAAGAAAGAUACACUUGUAAUUUAUAGAGGAUGCAAUUAUCAGUCGAGUUCAAAAUUUUUUCCAAAGAUGCGCCCAUGCUCUGCUGACUGUCAAGAAACAUCGUCCUCAGAUCACAUGCAGCCGGAUUUGGAAGAAAGUAGUAGUUAUCAAUGUAAAUCAUUUGAAAGUCCUGUGGAUGAAAAGAUGAACGGAAAGGAUGCAGAAGAGGAUUGUAUUCAAACUGGAACCUUUCAAGAAACGAGUAUGAGUUGCCAACCAACUAGUAGGUCAUUAUAUGAGAAGGAAUCAGAUAGAUUAUUGGAUGGCUUGGGACCUCGAUUCAUUGACUGGUGGAUGCACAAACCUUUGCCAGUAGAUGCGGACUUGCUUCCGGAAGUAGUUCCUGGGUUUAAAGCUCCAAUUAGGCGUUGUCCACCACACACUAGAUCAAAGCUAACAGAUGAUGAACUAACAUUCUUGAGGAAGUUUGCUCGCACAUUACCUACUCAUUUUGUCUUAGGAAGGAACAGAAAACUUCAAGGCCUCGCUGCUGCCAUCUUAAAAUUGUGGGAGAAAAGUCUUAUAGCGAAGAUUGCUGUGAAGUUUGGAGUUCCGAACACAAACAACGAGCAAAUGGCAUAUGAGCUGAAGUGUCUCACAGGAGGAGUUCUGAUACUACGUAAUAAGUUUAUUAUAUUACUUUAUAGAGGCAAGGACUUCCUUCCUUGUGGGGUUGCAGAUUUAGUAGCAAAAAGGGAAGUGGAGCUCACAAGAUGGCAACUCUAUGAAGAACAUGCACGCCAAAAAGCAAUUGAAACUUUUUGUGAAUCUGGUGAACCGUUAGUGAAUACAGUUGGAACAUUAUCAGAAUUCCAAGAUAUCCAAACAGAGUAUGGAGAAAUUAUAAAAGAAAAUAAGAAUGUCGAAAUUAAGCUGGAAGCUGAAAAGGAACGACUAGAGAGGGAACUGAGGAAUCAAGAGCGGAAGUUUUUCAUUCUAAACAAAAAAAUAGAGAAAUCAACAAAUGAGUUAUCAAAUUUGAAUUCUCAAAGGACACCUGCUGAGCAGGAUGUUGACCAGGAAAUGAUGACUGAAGAAGAGAAAGAAUGUUUACGAUUGAUAGGACUGAAGAUGCGUAGUUGCUUGGUGCUUGGCAGGCGUGGGGUUUUUAAUGGUGUAAUGGAAGGUCUUCAUCAGCAUUGGAAGCACAGAGAGGUAGUCAAGGUUAUUACGAUGCAGAAACUGUUAAGACAGGUCAUGCACACUGCAAAGUUGCUUGAAGCAGAAAGCGGUGGGAUUCUAGUUUCAGUGGAUAGGCUAAAAGAAGGCCAUGCUAUUAUUAUUUACCGUGGGAAAAAUUACCAACGGCCUUUAAGGCCAACAGGGGGGAAUCUUCUAUCUAAAAGAAAAGCAUUGCAUAGAUCUCUUGAAAUGCAGAGAAUUGGAUCACUCAAGUUUUUCGCAUCCCAGAGACAGCAAGCAACCUUAGACUUGAAACUCAAACUGGAAACUCUGGAAAAAAAGAAGAGGAGUUGAUCGAAGAGAAUCUGAAGUUUGAAAUACUAUUGACUAAUUGAUGUAUCAUGCUGUUUCCCUUGAAUUUUCGGCUCCUUUAUUGAAGCAUGUUGAUUUGCCAUAGGACAGAAAUUUCUUCUCAGUCAUUAAUUCACUUUACAAGAACAUUGACGCGGCUGUUCCACUUGCCCAAAUGACUGCUUGCUGAUGUUAGGUUCCUUGCCACAUCGUAGUAGCUGAAGUUGCCUGUGUUAUUCCAUUUACUGCACAAUCAAUUGACUGGUGAGAAAGCUCUGGAAUUGAAGGGCAUCCACACUACAGUAUGAGCUUGUGACUAUCAGAAGCUUAGUUAAAGAAGCGGCGAUCCAGAGUAGUAUUGACGACAAUGCCUGCUGGACAAGUAUUGUUCCACAAAUCUGCUAAGGCAACUUUGAGAGUCUGUCAUGUUGUUGAUUCCAAAAAUCUGGUAACAUUGUGACAUGAUUGAUAUCUCAGGGCCAUCAGUUUUGCAUUCUAGUUCAGACGCAGGGUGGCCGCAGUACUCUGGCCGGUGGAGACCCCAGAAUGGAUAUCCUAUGUCAUUGUCAUCUAUUCCUGAGCACCAAAAUGUUUUACUGAAGUUUAGGUAUUGCUUGUCAUAGCCGGCAGACAGAGAGGGGAGGACAUUUGCAAUAGAGCGAAAGAGAAACGAACACAGGCAACAAAGUUUCAUUUUUCUCUCCAUGGAGCUAAGAAAGCCAGAAAUAGAACUCAGAUAUGGAAAGUGAAGUUAUUUUGUUUCUGUAAAUUUAAUUUAGCAUGCCCCUGCACCAGAGAAGAUUAAAAGAGGCUAAGACAAAUCCUGUUGUCUAGAAGGAUGACUAUAUUUAACUAGAGUUAUUUUGACUCCAUUGCUGAUGCUACCUCAGAUUGCAGCUUGAAGAUUUUUGUUCCAAUGGCAGUCCUAGCACUCCUUAUUCUCAUUCCAGUCAAUGUAUCAAGUGGAACAUUAUUUUUCCCAAGGAAAGAAUUAGUUUUGAGUGACAUUGAUAAACUCUCUAUAUCAAAUGUGCGCCCUAAAUCCAUAAGUCCCAAUCCCAAUGGGCAAUUCACUGUUAAGAUUGCUUACAAGCUCCGAAGGCAGGAGAACCCUGCCCAUCCCCAAGCCCCGCUGCUGAAAAAAUGUGGGGGUUAACCAUUCCCCUCAAGGUCAAAAUCUUUGCUUGGCAGCUAAUUAAGAAUAAACCGCAAGUUAGAUGCAGACUUCACAGAUUUAUCCCUCAGAUGAACCCUGAAUGCCCUCUUUGUUGAAGCCAUCCGGAAACUGUGGAUCAUCUUUUUGAACACUGCACCUUUGCCAAGAAUUUAUGGGGUUGUACGGCCUCGCUUCCUCCUAUAAGUCAGGACAAUGAUUUUCUCUUCUGGCUAGCUAAGCUUUCUACAAACUCUCAGGAUCAUGGCCUAGACCAACUCUCAAAUGCUCUGUUGGUUUGUUGGCAAAUUUGGGAUGCCAGGGAAUUGCUUGCUGCUUUCGAAAUGUUAUUCCACAUGCAGCAAGAUGUAUCCACAUUGCCACUCAAGUUGGUAUAGAAUACUGGGAGCAAUCAUAAAUCUAAAGCCAAGAUUUCUAAUGACUUGGCCAUCAAGUGGAGUGGGUUAAGAUCAAUUUUGAUGGUUCGGUCCAAGGCCUGCAAGGUUCUACUGGCUUUGUCAUUAGGGACUGUGAUGGUCAUGUUUUAUUAGCUGGAGACAAGAAAAUUGGAGAGGUCACUAUUACAGUAGCUGAAGGAUUGGCCCUGUGUGAUCUGCUGAUCCUUGCUAUAGAUAGUGGAUGGAAGAAGCUUGUCAUCGAAGGAGAUGCUAAACUUAUUAUGGACUGUGUCAAGAAGAAAGUUGCCAUCAAGUGGAGUGUUCAUCUAGUAGUUCAAGAUAUCUGGCAGCUUAGUUCAUCUUGUGAGUCAGUAUCUUUCGAGCAUGUGUUCAGGGAAGCCAACUUUACAGUUGAUGCCUUGGCUGGCUAAUCUGGGCCAGUGUUUGCCCUCUUCCUCACUUUGGUCUCGUUCUACUUUGACA